UUUUUUUUUUUUUUUCACUGGUCAUGAAAAAUAGUUUUGGUAUAAUAUUAUAUACGAGCAUAAUAAUAUUUCUUAUGCUUUUGACCGUUGUUACUGUUGGUACUUCUGCGCUCGAUAUUAUUAUUCAAGCUGUAGCGGCAGAUCCUACAAAUAAAACGUUUGUCAUAAUUGCAGGAGGAAGUUACUUUUUAACGGGUAUUGCUGCUUUUAUUUUGGGUCUUGGCCGCUUAUUUAAUGUAAAAAGAGCUUUAAAUGAUAUACCAAAGUCUCACAUCCCAAAAGACUCACCAAAGUCUGUGGAUAAUCUUAUUGUUUCAGAAUUAAUACGCGUUUCUAGGAUUGAUGUAAAACCGAGACCUGAGGACGGAUGCCAACCAGGGUGGGGAAUACCAGGUUCUCCUUAUGAUAAUAUACAUUUUAGAUCUUCAAUCAUUGAAACAUUCUCGGUAUUAGAGAAACAAGUUGUAAAAAAUUCGUCCUUCUUGACACGUCAGCCGUCGAUGUCCGUUCAACGAUAUAUUGAUUUUUUGGUAGAACAUGGAAUCAUUGAUCGCGAAUUGGGAAAUGCUUACGUUGAAGGUUAUGAGCGAGCACGUUUCAGUGAUGAAGAAGUACCCGAAGAACAAUACAUCAAAUUUAUGAAACUUGUUAUACAGUUGUUACGCCCAUUGGGUUUCGAUGGAAAUUAAUUUUUCUUAAUACAUUGAACUUUUUUUUCGUAUAUUCAUUUUUAUUUAAUUUAAUAUUUUAAUUUUUUAAUUUAAUUUUUAAUUCACUUUAAAUUUUAUCAUAACUAUUUUAUUCUGUCAACACUUUAUUAUUCUUUGACCUGAACGGAAAGCUUGUGUUAAGGGAAAACAUACGGACAACGG
Rhizophagus irregularis DAOM 181602=DAOM 197198 is the source of this 872-nucleotide messenger RNA. RefSeq lists its product as uncharacterized. NCBI's taxonomy places the organism in Eukaryota, Fungi, Glomeromycota, Glomeromycetes, Glomerales, Glomeraceae. The record is from RefSeq and is a predicted model, not a curated record.